Messenger RNA from Phyllostomus hastatus (greater spear-nosed bat), 1128 nucleotides. RefSeq names its product electron transfer flavoprotein regulatory factor 1 (gene ETFRF1). The transcript is spliced from 3 exons. Lineage: Eukaryota; Metazoa; Chordata; Mammalia; Chiroptera; Phyllostomidae. Gene Ontology annotation, biological process: respiratory electron transport chain. The record is from RefSeq and is a predicted model, not a curated record. The coding region runs from base 161 to 433 and encodes 90 amino acids. Gene Ontology annotation, cellular component: mitochondrion.
GAUGGCGCCACGCCCCUCCCCUGACAGGUUUCUCCCCCCUCCCCCGCCCUGCUUCAAUAGUUGACCGACUGAAGAAUGGAAGCGAUCUGAAGUUUUUCCGGCUGUGGCGUGCGGGAAAGUGCGUAUGCUGUGUAUAAAAGUGGUUUAUUAUCCAUGAUAAAUGAAAAUGGCCAAUACUUUACGAGGGGAAGUACUGAAUCUUUAUAAAAAUUUGCUGUACCUUGGACGAGAGUAUCCAAAAGGAGCAGACUAUUUCAAAAGGCGUCUGAAGAAUGCUUUCCUUAAAAACAAAGAUGUGAAGGACCCAGAGAAGAUCAAAGAACUUAUUGGACGGGGUGAAUUUGUAAUGAAAGAGCUAGAAGCCUUGUAUUUCCUUAGGAAAUACAGAGCUAUGAAACAACGCUAUUAUUCAGAUACCAAAGACACUAACUAACUGAUCAUUACCAUAAUUUAGCUGAAAACCAGUGCCAUCUAUUUAUGUAUAACAAAUAUAAAAAUAAUUCCACUUAAAAUGGCAACAUAUACACAUCAUGUAAAAAACAGUUAAGCUGCCUUACUGAACUAAAAACAGGUUUCAACUUCUAGUCAUACUGAGUUUUAUCAGCAAUCCUUUAUGCACAAUUUUUUACUGGAAUAGAAACUUAGCUACAUAAUGUUGCCAACUACAAGUUAUAAAUUAAUGAGCACCUAAUUUCAAAUGAAAAAAUAAUGUACUUAAAAUGGUUUUAACUUAAUAGGUUUUUGCCAAUUACUGUUAGCCCAUUUCUCCAUUUUAUUGACAAUGCCACUUAAUUCACAUGUAACUAGGCAAAAUAAUUUCUUGAACAUUAUUCUAUUAAUUUUUGAAGGAGUACCUUAUUUUUGGCUCCGUUUGGUACAUUAGGAAGGUUCACUACAAAUCAAAUAGCAUCUGGUCAUGAUUUUAGUGCAGUUAGAGAAAUAACAUACAUGAAGAUUACUUCUGAUCUUGAAAUAGCCUGCCAGCAAUUGGCAUUUCACACAUACCUAUUCAAUGUUCCCAUUAUUUUGCUACUAGUUCCCUUUGGACCUUAAAACAAAUUUUACCUGUUGUGUAUCAAUUACCUUCUCUGAUAAAAAGUAAUAAAUAUUGUUAUUUUUUGUCAUAAA